This is a messenger RNA of Ruditapes philippinarum (Manila clam), 8059 nucleotides long. RefSeq names its product spectrin alpha chain-like. The record is from RefSeq and is a predicted model, not a curated record. Gene Ontology annotation, cellular component: cell projection; cell junction; plasma membrane. The transcript has 51 exons. Lineage: Eukaryota; Metazoa; Mollusca; Bivalvia; Venerida; Veneridae. Gene Ontology annotation, biological process: actin cytoskeleton organization. The coding region runs from base 156 to 7595 and encodes 2479 amino acids. Gene Ontology annotation, molecular function: calcium ion binding; actin filament binding.
UGGAUUGGCUAUAUACAUAUAAUGUGUACCAGUCAGUCAUUAGAGAGUGAGCAGUGUUGAAAAAGAUUUCUGGCAUUAUCUGUAAUAAUUACAUUAGUUUACCUUGUGUAUAUGGAAAUUAAAGUAUAGAGCAGCUGUUUUAGUAAAGCGUAACAAUGACAGAGGUUCAGCCUCGCGAGAUAAAGAUCUUAGAGACUGCUGAGGAUAUCCAGCAGCGGAGAGAAGAAGUUCUCGGUCGUUACUCCGCCUUUAAACAGGCCAUCUCCGACCGUCGUAACAAGCUUGAAGACUCACGCAGAUACCAGUACUUCAAGAGAGAUGCUGAUGAACUGGAGAGCUGGAUUUUGGAGAAAUUACAGACUGCCUCAGAUGAGAGCUACAAAGAUCCGACCAAUUUACAGGCCAAGAUUCAGAAGCAUCAAGCUUUUGAAGCCGAGGUUGCUGCCCAUGCCAACGCUAUUGUUGUCCUUGACAACACAGGAACAGAAAUGAUUGACCAAGAACACUUUGCCUCCGAAAUUAUCAAGGAACGCCUUGAUGAAUUACACAGACUAUGGGAACUGCUGUUAUCAAAGUUGAAGGAGAAGGGAACCAAGCUACAGCAGGCAUUGAAACUUGUACAGUUUAUGAGAGAAUGUAAUGAAGUUAUGUUCUGGAUACAUGAUAGGGAAGCUUUCGUAACAUCCGAGGAGUUUGGACAAGAUCUUGAGCAUGUGGAAGUGCUACAGAAGAAGUUUGACGAGUUCCAGAAAGAUCUACAGAACCAUGAGGACAAAGUGACCGAAGUGAACACGCUGUCACAGCAGCUGCUGGAAGAUGGACACCCGGAUGAGGAGACCAUUUCACAGAAACGUGACGAGGUGAACGAGGCCUGGGCGAGACUCAAACAACUGUCCCUCCUCAGACAGGAGAGAUUGUUUGGAGCUCAUGAGAUUCAGAGAUUUAACAGAGAUGCUGAUGAAACUAUUGCAUGGAUUAUGGAGAAAGACGCGAUCCUCUCCACAGAUGACUAUGGCCGUGACCUUGCUAGUGUGCAAGCACUGAGACGUAAACAUGAGGGUGUUGAGAGAGACCUUGCUGCCCUUAAUGAGAAGGUUUCUGCACUUGGAGCAGAAUCUAAACGUUUGGAGGAUAUUCACCCAGAUCAUGCCGAGGCUAUCAACAGUAAACAGACUGAGAUUGAAGACAACUGGACACGUCUGAAGGACAAGGGAGCAGAGAGAAAAUCCAGGCUGGAUGACUCAUACAAUCUUCACCGUUUCUUGGCCGAUUUCCGUGACCUUGUAUCGUGGAUCCAUGACAUGAAGGCAAUUAUCUCAGCUGAUGAUCUUGCCAAAGAUGUGGCAGGAGCCGAGGCCCUUCUAGAGAGACACCAGGAGCACAAGGGGGAGAUCGAUGCUCGCGAGGACAGUUUUCGUUCAGCCAUGGAGUCUGGAAACAAACUGGUUGAUACUAACCACUAUGCUGCUGAUGAAGUCAGGGAAAAGCUUCAUACACUGUCGACAGAAAAGAACAGCCUGUUAGAGAUGUGGGAGGAACGCAGAAUCCUCUAUGAACAAUGUAUGGACCUUCAACUCUUUAUUAGAGACACAGAACAAGCCGAUGCCUGGAUGACCAAACAAGAGGCUUUCCUGGCCAAUGAAGACCUGGGUGACUCACUAGACAGUGUGGAGGCAUUGUUUAAGAAGCACGAUGACUUUGAAAAGUCCCUGGCCGCACAGGAAGAGAAGAUCAAGGCCCUUGAUGAGUUUGCCACCAAGCUGAUUGAGAACGAGCACUACGCUGCCGACGAUGUGGCUGCAAGACGUGAUCAGCUGCUUACAAGAAGGAAUCGUCUCUAUGAAGCGUCACAGUUGAGGCGACACCUGCUGGAAGAGUCCUACAAGUUCCAGACAUUCCAGAGAGAUUGUGAUGAAACAAAGAGCUGGAUUAAUGAAAAACUGAAGACAGCUUCUGAUGAAAACUACUUGGACCCAACCAAUCUUCAAACUAAGGUACAGAAGCACCAGAACUUUGAGGCGGAGAUUGAGGCCAAUAAGAACAGAAUAGAUACCAUACAGACGUCUGGUGAACAACUGCUGGCCGAGGAACACUAUGCCUCAGAUACCAUCAGAGAAAGGACAGAUGAAAUUCUUGAGCUGUGGGACAAUCUACAGAGACAGACAGAGUUCAAGGGCAACAAAUUGAAGGAGGCGAGUCAACAACAGCAGUUUAAUCGUAAUGUUGAAGACAUCGAGUCUUGGCUGUCAGAGAUCGAGGGACAACUUAUGUCCGAGGAUUAUGGGAAGCUACUUCGGCGACAUGAUUUGACCAGUGUGCAGAACCUUCAGAAGAAACAUGCUCUUCUUGAAGCUGAUGUUGCCGCUCACCAGGACCGUAUUGAAGGUAUUGCAGUACAGGCCCAGUCAUUUGUUGAUUCCGGACAUUUCGAUUCGGACAAUAUCAAAGCCAAACAAACGCAGCUUCUUAACAGAUACAAAGCCCUGAAGGAUCCGAUGGCAGCCCGUCACCAGAAGUUGGAGGACGCCCUUCGUCUUCAACAAUUCCUUAGGGACGUAGAAGAUGAAGAGGACUGGAUCAGAGAAAAAGAGCCGAUUGCUGCGUCCACUAACAGAGGGCGUGACUUAAUUGGAGUACAAAAUCUGAUGAAGAAACACCAGGCCCUACAAGCCGAGCUGGCCGGACAUGAGCCCAGGAUCAACAACGUUAGCCAACAAGGAGGAGAAAUGAUCAAAGACGGUCACUUUGCUGCUGACGAGAUACAAGGAAAGAUCAGUGACCUAGAAGACAGAUGGCAAGCUCUGAAGGACAAGGCCUCCCAGCGUAAACAAGAUCUAGAGGAUUCUCUACAAGCCCAGCAAUACUUCGCUGAUGCUAACGAGGCCGAGUCUUGGAUGAGGGAGAAAGAACCGAUUGCCUCAAAUACCGACUAUGGUAAAGAUGAGGACUCUGCUGAGGCUUUGUUGAAGAAGCACGAAGCUUUCUUGUCCGACCUCGAGGCUUACAGCACUGUCAUCGAGGGUCUACAUGAUCAGGCCCAAGCAUGCAAACAACAAGAGGCUCCAGUUAUAGAUGAUCUUGGUACUGAGAAGGUGAUGGCAUUGUAUGACUACACAGAGAAAUCACCACGAGAGACCUCCAUGAAGAAAGGAGAUGUUCUUACUCUACUGAACAGUACCAACAAGGAUUGGUGGAAAGUUGAAGUAAACGAUCGUCAGGGUUUCGUACCAGCUGCCUACGUGAAGAAACUUGACCCGAGCCUGUCUGCCAGCCGUAACAACCUGAUGGACGAGUUCACCAUCUCGGUCAGACAGAACCAGAUCGAGACCCAGUACGCCAACCUGCUUGACCUCGGUAAUCAGAGACGUGAGAAGAUACAGGAGUCGUGCAAGGCGUACCAGCUCGUACGUGAAGCUGCGGAACUCGCCGCCUGGAUCAACGAGAAGGAAGGUAUCAUGGUAGCGGAGAAUGUGGGAGACGAUCUGGAACAAGUUGAAGAGAUGCAGAAGAAGUUUGACGACUUCAGAAAGGAUUUGAGAACAAAUGAGGCAAGAUUACAGGAGUUGAACAGUAUCGCAGACAGACUGACGGCCAUGGGUCAAACCGAGGCUGCCGAAAAGAUCAGAGAACAAAUUGCUACAUUGAACACAAGAUGGGCUACACUCCAACAAGUUACAGCAGAUAGAGCCCAGACACUUGGUAGUGCCCAUGAAGUACAGAGAUUCCACAGGGAUGUUGAUGAAACUAAAGACUGGAUCAAUGAGAAAAACCAGGCUCUCAACAAUGAUAACUAUGGUCAUGAUCUAGCCAGCGUGCAAGCCCUGCAACGUAAACAUGAGGGACUUGAGAGAGAUCUUGCUGCUCUGGGAGAGAAGGUACGUGAUUUGGACGAGUCUGCCAAGAGAUUGAUGAUGACUCACCCAGAUCAAGGAGAACAAAUCUACGAACAUCAGACAGAAAUCAAUGAGAUGUGGAAUGAACUUACUGCCAAGGCUGACGGGCGUAAAGCCAAACUUUUAGACAGCUAUGACCUCCAGCGUUUCUUGAGUGACUACCGUGACCUCACAUCCUGGAUCAACAGUAUGAUGGCCUUAGUUUCCUCCGACGAGCUUGCCAAGGAUGUGACUGGUGCAGAGGCUCUUCUUGAACGUCAUCAGGAUUUAACACAGCCCCCGCCAUCGUGCGAGAAUAUCGAAAAGCUAAUGGCGACCUCAACCGAACCUACUGUCAAUUUGCAGAUGUUCAGUUCGGAGAUUGUGAGCCACUAUGGUAUAACUCAGCUGCCGCCCCAGGCGGAGGGCGAAGAAAUUGAACCGGAGGACGAGGAGCAUCGUACGGAGAUUGAUGCGCGGUCUGGUACGUUCCAAGCAUUUGAAACGUUCGGCCAGCAGUUGUUGCACAACUCGCAUUAUGCUAGUGAAGAUGUGAAGACAAGGCUUGAAGAACUUGCCGUGGCCAGAGAAGAAUUAGAACAGGCAUGGAUACAGAGACGUAUGAAGUUAGAUCAGUGUUUAGAGUUACAGUUGUUUUAUCGUGACUGUGAGCAGGCCGAGUACUGGAUGGCAUCUAGAGAGGCGUUCCUGUCAGGUGACCAGGUGGACGGUGAUAACGUGGAGUCACUGAUCAAGAAGCACGAGGACUUUGAUAGAGCUAUUAGCAGCCAGCAAGAGAAGAUACAGGCGUUGCAGGUGUUUGCUGACCAGUUGAUUGGUGGAGAACAUUAUGAUGCCCAAGCCAUUGAAGACAAACGUGAUGCCGUGCUUGACAGAUGGACUAACUUGAAAGACGCUCUUAUUGACAACCGUUCGAAGCUUGGCGAGGCUCAGACCCUCCAACAGUUCUCUAGAGAUGCUGACGAGAUGGAGAAUUGGCUACAGGAGAAACUUCAGAUCGCUAGUGACGAGUCGUACAAAGAUCCUGCUAACAUUCAGAGUAAGCAUCAGAAGCAUCAAGGAUUUGAAGCAGAACUGGCUGCCAAUGCUGACAGACUUCAGGCUCUUCUAGCCACUGGACAAGCAUUGAUUGACCAGAAACAAUGCGCUGGGUCAGAGGAGGCUGUGCAGGCACGUCUAGAAAGUCUUGCUUCUCAGUGGGAGACCCUGGUAGCCAAGUCUGCUGAAAAGAGUGAUAAACUAAAGGAGGCCAGUAGACAACAGACUUACAAUGCUGGAGUUAAGGACAUUGAAUUCUGGCUAGGCGAGGUUGAACAAAUGUUGGCUUCCGAGGAGUAUGGCAAGGAUCUUGCCUCGGUCCAGAACCUGUCCAAGAAGCACCAGUUGCUGGAGGCCGAUAUUGCCGCCCACGAGGAUCGAAUCAAGGACCUGAACUCCCAGGCUGAUCAGUUCAUAGAGAGUGGAGUGUGGGACGCUGAAAGCAUUGAGGUCAGGAAGCGAACAAUCAAUGAAAGAUACGAGAAGAUCAAGGAGUUGGCUAUUGUACGUAAGACAAGAUUGAACGAAGCUAACACGAUGCAUCAGUUCCUGAGAGACAUUGAUGACGAGGAGGCUUGGAUCAAGGAGAAAAAGUUGCUUGUAGGAUCUGAGGAUUAUGGGAAGGAUUUGACUGGCGUGCAGAAUCUACGUAAAAAACACAAACGUCUAGACGCUGAGCUUACCAGUCAUGAACCGGCCAUUCAGGCUGUACAAGAGACAGGAGCUAAGCUGAUUGGGGAGUCUGACAUCAACACUGAUGAUAUACAGAACCGACUAGAACAACUUGCCAAGAGCUGGGACGAGCUCAAACAGAUGGCUGAACGAAGAGGACUGAUGUUGGAAGAAUCGUAUGCCUUCCAGCAGUUCAGUGCUAACGUUGAUGAAGAAGAAGCUUGGAUAUCUGAGAAACAACGCCUCCUGUCUGGUGGUGAUCUGGGUGAUACCAUGGCAGCUGUACAAGGUUUGUUAAAGAAACAUGAAGUGUUUGAGACAGAUUUCCAGGUCCAUAGAGAGAGAUGCCAGGAAGUACAGAAAGAGGGAGAAAAACUUAUUGCUGAGGGCAACCACAACAAGGACAGUAUCUCCCAGCGUAACCAGGGACUACAAGACAAGUUGUCUGCCCUUGAUGAAGCCGCAGCUCUCCGUAAAGCUGGUUUGAUUGACAACUCGGCUUUCCUACAGUUUAUCUGGAAGACGGAUGUUGUUGAGAGCUGGAUCGCAGACAAAGAGAACCAGGUCCGCUCUGAUGACUAUGGUCGUGACCUUUCAUCUGUACAGACCCUUCUUACCAAACAGGACACUUUCGAUGCUGGUCUACAAGCAUUUGAGAAGGAAGGUAUACAGACAAUCACGGCAUUGAAAGAUCAGCUGAUAGCAUCGAAACAUGCUCAGACUCCUGCCAUAGAGAAACGAUACAAUGAUGUGAUGACAAGAUGGCAGAAUCUACUGUCCGACUCUGAGCAACGUAAACAGACAUUGUUACGUCUACAAGACCAGUACAGGCAGAUCGAAGACCUCUACCUAGCUUUCGCUAAGAAAGCCUCGGCCUUCAACUCAUGGUUUGAGAAUGCCGAGGAAGACUUGACCGACCCCGUAAGAUGUAAUUCGGUAGAGGAGAUACGACAUCUGCGUGAGAACCACGAGCAGUUCAAGGCCUCGCUGUCGGCGGCACAGGCUGACUUUAACCAACUAGCUGCCCUUGAUAAAGAAAUCAAGAGCUUCAAUGUAGGACCAAACCCCUAUACCUGGUUUACAAUGGAGGCCUUGCAGGACACAUGGAAUAACCUGCAGAAAAUCAUUAAGGAAAGAGAUGUGGACCUGGCCAAUGAACAACAGAGACAAGAGGAGAAUGAUCAGCUUCGUAAACAGUUUGCCCAGGCUGCCAACGCUUUCCAUGCCUGGCUAACAGAAACUAGGAUGUGGCUGUUGGAUGGAGGGGCUUCUAUGAUGGAAGGUUCUGGUACAUUAGAAGAUCAGUUGGAGGCAACAAAGAAAAAGGCAGUAGAAGUGAGAUCGCAGAAAGGACAAUUGAAGCGUAUUGAAGAUCUUGGUGCGGCCAUGGAAGAGAGACUUAUUCUCGAUAAUAGGUACACGGAGCACAGUACGGUUGGUUUAGCGCAGCAGUGGGAUCAGCUUGACCAGCUGGGUAUGAGAAUGCAACACAACCUUGAGCAACAGAUCCAAGCCCGUAACAGAAGUGGCGUGUCAGAGGACGCGUUACGAGAGUUCAGCAUGAUGUUUAAACAUUUUGACAAGGACAAGUCCGGAAAGCUCGACCACCAGGAAUUCAAGUCUUGUCUCCGAGCCCUCGGUUACGAUCUUCCUGUUGUAGAAGACGGACAGGUGGACCCAGAGUUCCAGGCCAUUCUCGACAUGGUUGAUCCUAACAGGGAUGGACACGUGUCACUUCAAGAGUACAUGGCGUUUAUGAUAAGCCGAGAGACAGAGAACGUCCAAUCGAGCUCGGAGGUUGAACAAGCUUUCCGAGCUCUAACUUCCGGCGAAAAACCAUUUAUUACAUCACAAGAGCUUUAUGCUAACCUCACUAAAGAACAAGCGGACUAUUGUAUAGGGCGUAUGAAACCAUACGUGGAUCGAACCGGACGUACCAUACCGGACGCUUAUGACUACGCCGAUUUUACACAGUCCAUGUUUGUUAACUAACAUAUAUAUAUAAUAGAGACACUUUUUUUACUAUUACAUAAUAUAUAUGUAUAGACAGCUAUAUAAUAGUGUUGUAUAUUCUAAUAGCAAGUGAAUAUAUUAUCAUAAAGUGCUUUGAGAUAUACAGGAAACUUUAAUAAAAAUAAAACACGAAAAGUUAAAGAAAUUCAAAGAAAAGAAAAUCGUCUUAACCAGAUAUAUAAGUAGUUUAAAAAUGAAUGCAAGAACAAAAUCAUUGUAUUUGUUAAUAAGCUUUAGGAAAUUUUUAGCCAAAGUUAAAAACGGCAGUUAUAGGAAUACUAAAUGUAUAUGGAAAACUUAUUUUUUUUAUACUCAGUUUUUUUGUAGUGGCUUUUGUAUUUGUUUUGGUGAUGGUGUCAAUAUGCAGGUGUAUGCAUACUGUCUAUAUUUAUUUGACAACCAGAAAAGAAUUAUCAAAUCUGUGUUAGAAAUUUUUAUCCUUU